This is a messenger RNA of Anarrhichthys ocellatus (wolf-eel), 1351 nucleotides long. RefSeq names its product melanoma cell adhesion molecule b (gene mcamb). Gene Ontology annotation, molecular function: vascular endothelial growth factor receptor 2 binding. Lineage: Eukaryota; Metazoa; Chordata; Actinopteri; Perciformes; Anarhichadidae. Gene Ontology annotation, cellular component: cell-cell contact zone. Bases 212 to 1315 code for a protein of 367 amino acids. Gene Ontology annotation, biological process: regulation of Rac protein signal transduction; regulation of wound healing; negative regulation of peptidyl-tyrosine phosphorylation. The record is from RefSeq and is a predicted model, not a curated record. The transcript has 9 exons.
CUUGUUAGUCUAUUUAUCCGAAUAAAUACGCCAGAAAAGAACAGACACCGAGUUGUUUAAAGCAAAUAAUGUGUCGGGAAGAAAACGUCAUUUGAGACCUACAGUGCGCGAGCACCGGUCCCCUGUCAGACUGCCUCUAUACACACACACACACCCACACACACACACACACACACCCCAACACGGACCGCUGCAGUGUCGACCAACAACCAUGGCUGCACGGAACACCGCCUUUCUGCUCGUCGGACUCCUGGCCCUCCUUCACACCUGGGGAGUCACUGCUCAUGUGGAGGUGAACAUGGAGGACAGAGUGGAGGUGUUCAGGGGAGAAACGGCUUCGAUCACCUGCAUCUUCACAUCAUCUGAAGGCGCCGACGGCAUCAUGAUACAGUGGUUCUACGUGACGCAGACCGGUGAGAAGCAGAGAAUCUUCUACCAGGACCCCACCGGGACGGUUGUAGACGAAGGCACACCGUUCACAGACCGGAUCAGCGUGAAUGGUACCGUAGCCACCGGAGCGAUCGUGGUGACGAUCAGCAACGUGCAGCUGGCCGACAAAGUUGAAUUUAUCUGUCUCAUCAAUGAUCUUACUGGAGGGACUGGGGAGGGACGCACAAAGCUGAAUGUGUUCGUACGGCCCGACUUUCCCACCAUCGAGGGUGUGCAAACAGGGAUCUCACUUAACGAAGGCCCAUCCAAGAUUGGGACGUGUGAGGUCAAAAAUGGCUUCCCCUGGCCGAACAUCACCUGGUACAGAAACAACGCGCCGCUACGUGGUGCUCUGGAUGUGUUGAAAGUGGUAACCAGCACCACCGUUGAAUCCAGCGGUCUGCUGUCUGUCAAGAGUGAGCUGAUCAUGAAGGUGAUGAAGGAGGACAAAGAUGAUCUGUUCUACUGCGAGGUCAACUACUUUGUUCCCGGAGGAUUAAGGAUGACCGAGACCCCCCAUAUUAACAUCACCGUAUACUACCCGUCCACAGCUGUAAGUGUUUGGGUGGAGUCACCAAAGGGCAACAUCAAGGAAGGGGACUCGAUUGAGCUUCAAUGUCGUAACAACGGGAAUAAGCCUUCCUCGAUCUUCACAAUCUCCCACGAAGCAGGUGGAAAUACUGUAGAAAGCAAUGUGUUGGUAUUGGAUAAUGUGACCCGUCUAAACAGUGGAGUUUACCAAUGUGCCUCUAUGGACAUGGACACCUAUGAGGAGAUCUCAGGAAACACCACUGUGUUCGUCAACUGUAAGGAAUCUGCACUGAUACGAUAUGUGACCAUAAUAAAUACAGUCUACCAGCAGUACGACUGCACUUGCCUGGUUUGAUAUUUCUUCUCUCUCUCUCCCCGCUGUGUGUGUGUG